UUAGCCGUAAGUUUCUCUACUCGAUAACUUUAUUUACGGAUGUUUACAAUUUAAGGAUUAUUUAUCAGUUGCUACAUCCACGUAACACCAAUGUAAAUAACUUAUUAUGAUCUUCCAAUAAUGUCGACGCCAUUGUCUAUCCGUGUCCCAAGGUGGCACAACGGCCUACAGUCGACUUUGCUAGAUCAGUUUGAGAAUUUUAACGAAUAGCAUAACUCCAUGUUUAGAGAGCGUUUAGAGUAUCGUUAAUAUGUUCUAUGGGAAAGUGAAAAUGUUUCUGUUAUUGUUCAUUAGUUUGGUGUCCAUGUGUGACUUCCACGUGUUAUCAAAAACACAUUCAACAGAACUCUACGAUGAUGCCAACGACUUAUCGGACCGAUUAACGGCUUUUCCGCCAUUGUCUGAUGAAAUCACCGAACUCACGCCUACGAUCCAGAAUAAACAGAAGGCAAAUCGUAAAUACGCGGAACUUGUCGGUCGACCAAGCAGAAAUGUGCUAUUUGAUAAAGAGUUUGGUUCGCUUCCAGACGAAAAUAAGAAGAAAGAAGCCUCUGAAUUUUCAGGUUCAUCUCCAUUCAAAUUAUCACUAGAUUUGACAGCAAAAAAAAGACAAUGGCCUCAAAUAAUAUUUGACAAGCGAUUGUGGAAGAGAGACCUUUCCGACAAAAAUGAUCACGCAAGGAACGGUAUAUCAAGAAGGAAUUUGACGAAAGCGCAAGUAUUAGGACGUUUGCUAUUGAGUAAUGUUCCAAAGAAAAAUGAAGAGGAUGUUCAGGAUGAUUAUAUUGAGGUCGAUGACGACGAUGACUAUUCUAAACACAAGAAUAUAAAGAAGAUGAAUUGGGAGGACUAUCGGAACGAAGAUGGAGCAAGUGUGAUGGAGUUGGUCGCUUUAAAUACACGACACAAGAUGUAUAUGCAACUAGGUCUUGAUAACGAUUAUUUAUAUUAGAAAUAGCAACGAGAAUACCGAACUCGUUUUAACAUCAGGUUGAAAUCAUUUAAACACGAUCAAGAAAAUGUUUACAGGAAGUGUAAAGGAGAAAAAGCUAGAUAUUUUGACUGAUUUGAUAGUCCUAAUGUUAAUUGACAUUGUAGUGUUCAAUUCUAUAUUUUAUUAUUAAAAAUAGUCCUCGAUCGCGACAAUUCUUAUUUAUCGAAUAGUAAAUCGGUAACAUAUCGAAAUCUUUUAUUUUACAUAUCUUUAUUAAAAGUAGAUGUUGAUCGCGAUCCCACUGAUCAUAAAUAUAUUCGAUUGUCAUUUAUAAAAUACUAAUCGAACAGUAUUGCAACAUUCAAAAUCCCACAUUUCAUUAUUAAAAUCAAAUCUUCAACACACGAUCCUACCGAUUAUAAAUAUAUUAAAUUAUCGUGUACCGAAUCACGGUUACUGGCAAAGAUACGUCGAAAUAAAAUUCCUAUUUUAUCCAGCUCA
Messenger RNA from Megalopta genalis, 1435 nucleotides. RefSeq lists its product as uncharacterized. NCBI's taxonomy places the organism in Eukaryota, Metazoa, Arthropoda, Insecta, Hymenoptera, Halictidae. The record is from RefSeq and is a predicted model, not a curated record.